This is a messenger RNA of Juglans microcarpa x Juglans regia, 690 nucleotides long. RefSeq lists its product as uncharacterized. The record is from RefSeq and is a predicted model, not a curated record. The transcript has 6 exons. NCBI's taxonomy places the organism in Eukaryota, Viridiplantae, Streptophyta, Magnoliopsida, Fagales, Juglandaceae. The coding region runs from base 1 to 690 and encodes 229 amino acids.
AUGAGAUUGACUUUGAAAUUGGUUACGUUCAAUAUUGGGAGGCUGUGUGAACUGGGAUGCACUAUGCCGUAUCAAGGUAAUCAGCCGGGACCCAGUUCAAGAGGUGGAGGCAGACUUCGAGGUCUUCGAGGUGGAAGGCGUUAUAUCCCAUACUCAGGUCAUCACUGUCGACCACGCGGUGCGAAAUUAUCUUCAUAUCAUAGCACGGAGGAGUGUAAUCAAUCCUCCUCGGAUGACUCAACACAGGCCCCAAGUCCCCCACCAUGCGUUAUGCCAACUCACGCGGUACAAUAUAUUCAAGAACCCCAACCAAAUACUGCUGGGGAACAAUCACCUACUGGAGAACAAACUGCUGCAGAUGCCCCAAUGGAGACCGAAGGAACGCAAGAACAGAGGAGACGAACUCGUGGGCCAUCUAGAUGCAUUUUCUUUGACAAGCUAAGGAAGAACGGGAAAGUGCAGUUGAAGAUAAACGAUGGUGAGACAGCCCCAUGUUGUGAACACGCUUCUAUGUUCACAACACGAGUAUCGUGGAUUGUGAAACAAUACUGUGACAUGAGUUACAAGCGUUGGUCGGAUGUCCCACCAGCGAUUAAAGAGGAGCUCAUUGACCGUGUUCGGAGUGACUUUGUGUUGGACUGGGAUCGCGAAAACCACCGAUUGAGCGUGACAAAGGCCUUACAUUUAUGA